Ilex paraguariensis (yerba mate) is the source of this 1094-nucleotide messenger RNA. The record is from the annotation of a GenBank genome assembly. NCBI's taxonomy places the organism in Eukaryota, Viridiplantae, Streptophyta, Magnoliopsida, Aquifoliales, Aquifoliaceae.
CUCGGUGCAGAAGGGGUCCGCAGUCAGAUCAUAGCGAAACGCUCAUAGAUUGACUCUGUCUCUGGUUCUCUUUCGUCUUUCUCCUUCUUCUGAACGAAGGUCGUCAAGUCUUCUCCGAAGAAGCCUCUCUCUCGCUCUAUGUACCCUCUGGUUAUUAAGCUAAAGAUUUAGCUAAUAAACUCUUAAGUCUUAAUUCACUUCGUUAAUCGGUAUUAUUCACCAUGGUAAUCCAAAGGUACACCCUCUCUGUUUUUGUAAUCAUUGGGUUUUUCUCAAUCGUAGCCCAAUCACUCAGAUUCGAUAUCCAAUCGGGUCGCAUGAAAUGCAUAACCGAAGACAUCAAAUCCAAUUCCAUGACCAUCGGCAAGUACUCCAUCGUCAACCCCAACGAAGGUCAUCCUCUGCCCGACUCUCACAAAAUCACCGUCAGUGUGACAUCGGCGUAUGGGAAUAGUCACCACUCUUCGAACCAUGUGGAGUCGGGUCAGUUUGCGUUUCAGGCUGUGGAAACUGGAAAUUACAUGGCUUGCUUUUGGGCAGCUGAUCACAAUCCUCAGAUGACCAUUACUAUUGAUUUUGAUUGGAAGUCUGGUGUGGCUGCUAAGGACUGGACCAAUGUUGCCAAGAAAGGCUCCGUUGAUACUAUGGAAUUAGAGCUGAAGAAAAUGUAUGAAACUGUUACAUCCAUUCAUGAUGAGAUGUUUUUUCUCCGAGAAAGGGAACAAGAGAUGCAGGAGCUCAACAGAUCAACCAACUCCAAGAUGGCAUGGUUAAGUUUUCUUUCGCUUGUUGUUGGCUUAUCAGUAGCAGGUUUGCAGCUAUGGCAUUUGAAGAGCUUUUUUGAGAAGAAGAAGCUUAUAUAAUUUUGUCAUGGACAAUAUAUAGUUUUCAUAUUUCUCUCAUGUACAAGUUUCCAUCAAUAACAUAGUCGUAACAUUCUUAUUGAAUUUAUAAUAAUUGAGGUACCAAUUUGCACACAGUAUUAGGGAGAUUCUUGAUUCUUCAUUGAGUUCUCUACACAUUGAUUAUUGUUUAUAACCCAUUUGUGGCAACAACCUGAAAACCACCGUAUUUUUCAUGCAGUUUAAGUUCCA